Molecule: messenger RNA, 381 nt
Organism: Metarhizium album ARSEF 1941
Lineage: Eukaryota; Fungi; Ascomycota; Sordariomycetes; Hypocreales; Clavicipitaceae
Product: Outer membrane protein, MIM1/TOM13, mitochondrial
Exons: 2
Coding region: 1-381 (126 amino acids)
Biological process (GO): protein insertion into mitochondrial outer membrane; mitochondrial outer membrane translocase complex assembly
Cellular component (GO): mitochondrial outer membrane
Source: RefSeq, a predicted model, not a curated record
AUGGCUUCGGAAGAGGCGUCAAGUCAUCUCGCCGAGUCCGGCAUUACCAUACACUCGGACAGCGAACAGUACUCCCCAGGCGAGGAGCUCUCUACGUCACCUGCGAGCUCAGGCUCUCCCAUCAUUCUCUAUAAGCCGCCCACUGUUUGGUCAUUAAUACGAGGCGCCGCCAUUAACCUGCUCCUUCCAUUUAUCAAUGGCAUGAUGCUAGGGUUCGGAGAGUUGUUCGCUCAUGAGGCUGCUUUUAGAUUGGGCUGGGGAGGCACAAAGGUCUUUCCCUUGUCACGAAGACGGGCGCACCCGAUCGGUCCCGGUAUUGAGGUGCGAGAGCGACGACGAGAACCAGGCCCUUCACUGGACGACUUGGCGAGCUUGGAAUAG